AUGGAUUUGGAGCAUGUAAAGAGAUUUGCGGAGAAAGAAGGAGGCGAUUAUGAAUCAACAGUUGAUUCAAUGCCCCCCAAGUUCAUAGAGCCAUUGGUUAUGCACUUAUGCAAGAAUUCUGGGAAUUCAUUGCAUGGUGGGGCGACGGCGGCGUUGGUCGACAUUGUUGGAUCGGCUGUAAUAUACACCAUGGGUGCUCCGACAACCGGAGUAUCGGUCGAGAUCAACGUUUCCUAUUUGGAUGCUGCUUAUGCUGGUGACUUGGAAUUUGAAUAUGAAAUGAAGCGGAAUGCUAUCACCUAA
Fraxinus pennsylvanica is the source of this 303-nucleotide messenger RNA. NCBI's taxonomy places the organism in Eukaryota, Viridiplantae, Streptophyta, Magnoliopsida, Lamiales, Oleaceae. The record is from the annotation of a GenBank genome assembly.